Messenger RNA from Micromonas commoda, 831 nucleotides. RefSeq lists its product with no specific name. The transcript is spliced from 2 exons. The annotation marks the transcript as partial. Gene Ontology annotation, biological process: fatty acid biosynthetic process. Gene Ontology annotation, molecular function: fatty acyl-[ACP] hydrolase activity; acyl carrier activity. The record is from RefSeq and is a predicted model, not a curated record. Lineage: Eukaryota; Viridiplantae; Chlorophyta; Mamiellophyceae; Mamiellales; Mamiellaceae.
UUGGUCAGGGACGGCCGAGUGUUCAGCGAGACGUUCCCGGUUCGCUUCGACGAGGUUGGCCCGGACAAGUCUGCCACCAUGAGGACCGUCGCGUCCAUGAUCCAGGAGUGCGCGUGCAACCACGCGCAGGGCAUCUGGGGGCGCGCGCAGUCCAUGCCCGCGGAUAUGCUCAAGGAUAACCUCGUCUGGGUGUGCACCAGGCUCCACCUGCAGAUCGACUCGUACCCGCGAUGGGGCGACCAGGUGCAGGUCAACACCUGGUUCGAGGCGCAGGGCAGGCUCGCCGCGCGCCGCGACUGGAGCCUCUACUACGAGGACUGCCGCCCCAGCGCCCCCGUGGGCAGGGCCACUUCCGUGUGGGUCGCGUUCAACCUGGCCAAGCGGAGGAUGGCUCGCAUCCCCCAGGCGGUUGUCGACCUGUUCCAGAACCAGCAGCUCUGCGACGAGCCCGUUAUGGGUCCGGACUACGCGGUGGUCAAGCUCCCGGAGACCGGGCCGGACGCGCACGUCGCGGCGUUUCAGGUCAGGCGCAGGGAUAUGGACAUGAACGGUCACGUCAACAACGUCGUGUACACCGAGUGGCUGCUGGAGGGCGUCCCCGAGUCCAUGUGGGCCGAGUACGAGCUGAAGGAGAUUGAGAUUGAGUUUCGCGCCGAGGCGACGUUCGGCGAGACGGUCGAGACGAGGUGCGACGUCGAGGUGUACGAGGAGGGUGACACGCGCGCCGACGACGACGUGAAGCACAUGGUCCACCAGCUCAUGAAGCAGGGCGACGAGAACCCGAAGACGGCCGAGGUUGUGCGCGCGAGGACCUACUGGGUCAAGAAGUAG